UUGCUCAGGGCUCCACCUCUCCCUAUGGAAUUAGUUACUUAGAUAGGUAACUGGAAAAACGUUCAGAGCUUGACGCAGUCUCUCUCCAAAAACAAACGGGCUAAGGGGAACAUCUUUGAGUUUUCAAAGAGGUGGGGUAACGCCCCUUAUCCCCAACAUCUCUCACUAUGUCCCUCAUAACAGCAUUGGCCAAGCCCUCAGACCCCUGGUGGACUAGACAAAUCCGUAACUUCCAUAGGGGCACUGUGGCAAUGGUGGGCACCUCUAAGAGUACCACCAAGUCAACAUCAGAGUUGCCACAGUCCUCUCCGGUAAUGCGUACUGCUCCCGCACUCCAAAGCCUCGCCAAGCUCCUCAGUGUUACUCAAAGACCAGAUCAGGAGAUUCUCCAGGUGCCAGGAAAAAGGCUCUGGCCAGCUGGCUUGCCAGUGGAGAUCCCAAGACACUUGCUCCACCUCGGGCCAUGGGCAUAUGGUUGUGGGGUCAGCACAGGAGGGCUGCGGGCCUUCUCCUCCUCUGCAAGGCUGUGUGCAACUCCUCCAGGGUGCACCUGUGGGGAACAGAAUGUAACCCCAGGCGGCCAAAGCACUAAAUGCCCAGUCCAUGACUCAGGAAGAGCUUUACCGGCUGGCCUGGAAGGGGCUCAGCUUGCUAUGGGCAUGUGGUCAGUGGGCCUUGGAGCAGUAGGUGCAGCCAUCUUCGGCAUCAUCCUUGCUAACACUGACCUCCUGCUAUCCAAUCCAGAAAUGGCCAAUGUGGAGUUCCUGGCGGACGCUGACCUGAAGAGCACCACUGAUGACUCCCAGAGCAUCAAGGCUAAAACGCUGUGGAAGAAGUCUGGUGCGGUGAUCAUGGCCGUUCGACGGCCUGGAUGAUUUUUGUGCAGAGAGGAGGCCGAUGAGCUGUCCUCUCUGAAGCCCCAGCUUGAGGAGCUUGGGGUCCCUCUCUAUGCCGUUGUGAAGGAGAACAUCGACACAGAGAUCCAGGACUUCAGACCGCACUUCGCUGGGGACAUCUUUCUGGAUGAGAAGAAAUCCUUCUAUGGCCAGGAGCCGAGGAGGAUGGGUGGGCUGGGCUUAUUCCGUGUGGGGGUGUGGCAGAACUUUGGGCGCGCCUGGAAAGCAGGUUACCAGGGCAACAUGAAAGGAGAGGGCUUCAUCCUGGGUGGGGUGUUCGUCAUUGGAUCAGGCAACCAGGGCAUACUUCUGGAACACCAGGAGAAGGAGUUUGGGGAUAAGGUUGACAUCGCUUCUGUAUUAGAGGCAGCUAAGAAAAUUGUGGUUGAGAAAUAGAGGAAGGUGUGGAGCGAGUAGUAUUUAUGAACCAAAACCACCGCUUGUAUGAACCAAGUUAGUUAGGUAGACCUGGGUGAUGAAGGAACGUCCAUCUUGGGGGAUAAAAGUGCACUCAGUGAUCCAAGCAUGUAUUUAAUAAUUACUACAAUAUUUAAUCUGCACAUGUUACUUACCUCUAUGCUCAUCUCUCACCCAUCAACACUGUGUACAUGAAGAAAAUGUCUUUAUCUGUGGAGUAAAAAGGGACCACUGCAGCUCCUACAACUGCCCUGGUAUGGUACUGAGUUAUUGUUGGGGAAAGGGAGCCAGUUUGUCACCCAUUGCUAUUUCCCUUUGGGCUUAAAUGGCAGUUGGUCACAGAACUGGCUGAGUUACUUCACUAGUUACUUUCAUCGACUUGACUGCACUUUAUGAGCCAACCCCAGCCAUCCGCUGCUUCCUCCAUUGACCUGUGCUCCCGGAUGUCUGCGCUGCGGCUGCGUGCUGUUGGGCCUCCCCCGGCUGUGUCAUAAUGAUAGCUUGCCUGGAAACUCCAGCAGGAGAAGGCAGGUUUGAGAACCGACACAGCCGGGCACCGCUGCUCAGCACGCAGGCGGUACCGCAGUCAUCAGGUCGUCUGUGUUAGGUGUGUGAUUACUACUCAACAAUAAAACACCUCAUGAAA
Messenger RNA from Clupea harengus (Atlantic herring), 1959 nucleotides. Its product is annotated as peroxiredoxin-like 2A. The record is from RefSeq and is a predicted model, not a curated record. Gene Ontology annotation, molecular function: antioxidant activity. Lineage: Eukaryota; Metazoa; Chordata; Actinopteri; Clupeiformes; Clupeidae.